Messenger RNA from Tauraco erythrolophus (red-crested turaco), 570 nucleotides. The record is from RefSeq and is a predicted model, not a curated record. Lineage: Eukaryota; Metazoa; Chordata; Aves; Musophagiformes; Musophagidae.
GUCACAGAUGCGCCGUCCCAGGAAGGUCAAGAGCAAGAACCCGAGUCCUCCAGCGCAGAAAGUGACAAUGUCUUCCUCAUCAGGGCACAAGGAUUCCCUUUCUCCUGCACUGAGGAAGACGUGCUUACCUUCUUUGAGGGCUGCAGGAUUCGAAACGGUGAAAACGGCAUACACUUCCUCUUAAACAGGGAUGGGAGGCGCAAGGGGGAUGCCCUGAUCGAGGUGGAGUCCAAAGCAGAUGUCCAGAAGGCCUUGGAAAAGAACCUGAGGUAUAUGGGUCCACGCUACGUGAAAGUUUUUGAAGUACACGACAGCGACGUCGAGGGCUUGCUACAAAGCCUGCGGGAUGAGACACAAGCCAUAAAUGAUGGAGUUGUACUACUCAGAGGCCUUCCCUUCAGCUCCACUGAGGACGAUAUCACCGAUUUUUUCUCAGGUUUGGAAAUAACUGACAUAGUUUUUGUUUACCGGGGAGAAAGAAGAACAGGAGAAGCUUUCGUGCAGUUUGCAGCUCCUGACAUGGCAGCUAAAGCCCUGUUACGACAUAGGGAAUAUAUGGGAAAUAGGUAG